CAGCCCCUUGCCAGCCCCGCGGUCCCACGGCGCCAGGUCGCCCCCAGCCCCCUCCCUCCUCCCAACCUCUCUCGGUCCCACCCUCUGUAGCUUUGUGCCCGCAGCGUCGAGCCGCUUCCCCCAUCAGGCGCGCCGCGGGAGGUGGGAGCCGCCACCGAGAAGCUGCCGCUCGCAGCCCCGGGCAGGGGCACAGUUGCAACCAACGCAAUGUCUUACUACCUCAACUCAGAAAACCACCUGGACCCAGGACCCAUCUAUGUACGAGAAAAUGGUCAGCUGCACAUGGUCAAUCUGUCUUUGGAUGGUGUCAGGAGUAGCCUGCAGAAGCCAAGGCCUUUCAGACUAUUUCCCAAAGGCUUCUCUGUGGAGCUUUGCAUGAACAGAGAAGAUGAUACUGCACAGAAAGAGAAGACUGAUCAUUUCAUCUUCACAUAUACCCGAGAGGGGAAUCUUCGGUACUCUGCCAAAUCUCUCUUCAGCCUCGUCCUGGGCUUUAUCUCCGACAAUGUUGAUCACGUUGAUUCCCUUAUUGGCUUUCCUGAGCAGAUUGCUGAAAAGCUGUUCUCUGCUGCAGAAGCCAGACAGAAAUUCACAGAGCCAGGUGCGGGGCUGAGGGCUUUACAGAAAUUCACAGAGGCCUAUGGAAGUCUGGUACUUUGCUCCCUAUGUUUGCGAAACAGAUACCUGGUGAUUUCAGAAAAGCUUGAGGAAAUUAAGUCUUUCCGGGAGCUGACCUGCCUGGAUCUUUCCUGUUGCAAGCUUGGAGAUGAGCAUGAACUUCUAGAACAUCUCACUAAUGAGGCACUGUCUAGUGUAACUCAGCUCCACCUGAAGGAUAAUUGUUUAUCUGAUGCCGGUGUGCGGAAAAUGACAGCACCAGUUCGAGUGAUGAAAAGAGGCCUUGAAAAUCUAACAUUAUUAGACUUAUCUUGUAACCCUGAGAUCACAGAUGCGGGAAUUGGAUACCUCUUCUCUUUUAGAAAACUAAACUGCUUAGAUAUUUCUGGGACAGGGCUCAAGAUUGUUCUGCAGUGGGAACGUGUGACUUCAGAAGCUGUGAAGCCACGAGAAACCGGGGAGCCUCGAACAGCAGCUCAGCACUUCUAUGGCAAGCGGGCUCGGACAGAAGCCCCCGUUAAGUGUCCCCUGGCAGACACCCCCGUGAACUCUUCUGAGAAACUCCAGUUCUAUAAAGAGAAAGCCCCAGACUGCCAUGCACCAUUGUUAAAGCGGGAAGCUGUCUCGAGCCAGGAGUCAAAGAGCAAGAAGAGAGCUUUUGAAGAGCCAGAGAAGGACCAGAGCAACUCUUCGCAGUCUUCAAAGCAGAAAUACGUGUGUCUUGCUGUGGAAGACUGGGACUUGUUAAAUUCCUACUGAUUGGUAGACAGGAGUUGACCUCUUUCCCCCGACUCUAAUGUAUGAGGAAAGGGGGCUGAUGGUGUUUUCCCUUUUGUUUGCCUUUACCUAUGGUAUUAGCAUAGCAAGCGGAUAUUUCUACUUUUGUGGUGGGGGAGGGGAAUGCUAUGGAAGUAUGUAAUAAUUUCUAAUGUAUAUUUUCAAUACAUAGUAA
This is a messenger RNA of Mustela erminea (ermine), 1570 nucleotides long. RefSeq names its product leucine-rich repeat-containing protein 42-like. The record is from RefSeq and is a predicted model, not a curated record. The transcript has 2 exons. Gene Ontology annotation, molecular function: protein binding. Bases 208 to 1377 code for a protein of 389 amino acids. NCBI's taxonomy places the organism in Eukaryota, Metazoa, Chordata, Mammalia, Carnivora, Mustelidae.